This is a messenger RNA of Daldinia loculata, 3540 nucleotides long. RefSeq names its product putative 3-phosphoinositide dependent protein kinase-1. The record is from RefSeq and is a predicted model, not a curated record. Gene Ontology annotation, molecular function: ATP binding; protein serine/threonine kinase activity. Gene Ontology annotation, biological process: intracellular signal transduction; peptidyl-serine phosphorylation. The transcript has 8 exons. Lineage: Eukaryota; Fungi; Ascomycota; Sordariomycetes; Xylariales; Hypoxylaceae. Bases 1 to 3540 code for a protein of 1179 amino acids.
AUGAAUAACGAUCUUAGCCUCUCGAGGGCUCUGGGUGGCCUACGCAUUGCAAACCCAGACGAUGCCACACCGGGCCCGUCUCAAGAAGCCGACGAAGACGUCAAUGUGCCCAUAUCAAACCAAAUCACUCCCGAUACCCGCCCCUCCGAGUCCGACUCCUAUACAGGACAGAGUAGACCUCAGACGGCAGAGAUGUCAACGGCUAUCUCCGGUAUGACAGUUGAUGCUCAGGCCCAAGCAUCUGCAUAUGCACAGAAUGGAGCGUCACCAUACGCGAACCCCUCUCCUUCCCGGCCUCCAUCUGGAUUAUAUAGUACUGCAACGGCAGCGGAACGGGAUCAAGCUGCAAACUCUUACCAUAUCCUGAGAACAGAACCGUCCAGGACGCCCGUGUAUCCGGGUAAGAUUGACUCGAGAACGCCUUCGGAGUAUGCGCCAAGUAUCCCUUCCCGCGAACCGAGUUACCGGGAGCGACCAUAUAAUCAGAACCGCCAGCUCCAAGCUGUGUCCAAUAGCAGCGAGGAGUGGAAAGAUAGGGGAGCCGCCGUUUCGAUACGGAAAGAAGUAGACUCCAACGGAAAAACUAUCAUGAGGCCAGUUAAGAAGGGCGUGCGAGACUUUGCCUUCGGCCGCGUUUUAGGGGAGGGUUCAUAUAGCACAGUAUAUUUCGCUACGGAUCGACAGACUCUUAAAGAGUAUGCUAUAAAGGUUCUCGAGAAGAAGCACAUCAUCAAGGAAAGAAAGAUAAAAUACGUCAACAUCGAAAAGGAUACCCUCAACCGUCUCACCGAACAUCCUGGUAUCGUACGACUCUACUACACCUUCCAAGAUGAAAAUUCCUUGUAUUACGUUUUGGAUCUCUGCAAUGGUGGUGAGCUCUUAGGUGUGUUGAAAAAGACAGGCACAUUCGAUGUAGAGUGUACGAGGUUCUUUGGGGCCCAGAUCCUAGAUGCCAUCGAAUAUAUGCACUCGCGUGGCGUCAUCCACAGGGAUUUGAAGCCCGAGAAUGUUCUCCUUGACGACCAACUACAUGUCAAAAUCACCGAUUUUGGGACAGCUAGGCUAUUGACCGAUCCGAGAGCACCGCAGGCUCCUCCUAGAAUCGAAGAUAUGGGGACCAGCUCUAGGAGUAAAGAUGAGGUUGACGAUAACCGUGCAGCAUCCUUCGUGGGUACGGCCGAAUAUGUCAGCCCCGAACUACUCACCAACAAAAAUGCGUGCAAGGCGAGUGAUUUAUGGGCGUUUGGCUGCAUUAUCUAUCAAUUACUAGCUGGUCGACCACCGUUCAAAGCUGGGUCAGAAUAUUUGACAUUCCAAAAGAUCGUCAACCUCGACUAUGAAUUUCCUGUAGGCUUUCCUCCUGCUGCGAGGGAUCUGAUUGAGCGUUGUUUAGUUCUAGAUCCAGCAAGGCGCCUUACGAUCGAACACAUCAAAAACCACGAAUUCUUCGAAGGUCAGCAGUUCGGUAAGGUCUUGUGGAAGACAAAGGCACCGCGACUGCGACCCGAUGAGGGUCAUAGGAAAUUCUCUCGGUUCUUUGGUGGUAGCACAACGAAGAAGAGGCAACGGCUAGUCAUGAUCACUUCUAGUGGGAGGAUUGUCCUGGCCCCGGCUGGAGGGGAAGAGAAAAAGACGAAAUUAGAGAUCUCGCUUUUGACGCCGGACUGCUCGUGGAAGAGCCAGGUGGACGCAAAGGGGCAGACUGUGUGGUGUGUUGAUUCGGCUGGCAUUCACUAUACCUUUGAAGAUGUCAAGCCACCUGCUUCACUCGAAGCGCCUCGUCCCACCGCGGACGAUUGGCUUGAGAGUUUACAGCAAGCCAGAGACAUUGCGAUAUCCUCUAACCGUAGCCGUUCGUAUACUAGCGACAACGCGUUCGGGGAGAUGUCGUCGUCGAUGUCCAGCCCAGCGAGUACUUUCGGUCCAGAAGGCUACAACAUCAAUGAUAGGUCUCAUCGCAAUCACCUGAGCAAGAGCCAGGCAAGCCUGGAGGAUGCAGCGAAUGCGAAACUCAAGAUGCAGACCGGCUACCGCCCUUACCCGCAGCAACAGGUGCCGCCGCAGCAGCAGCAGCAGCAGCAACAGCGUACCCCCCAUUCGGCCGGACAGCGACGAGGAGGCAUUGGUCCUAUGAUGUCGUCCGGUCCUCAUCAUCAAGUUCCCCUGACUCAGGCGCAAAUCGCCCAGCAGCAACAGGCCGCCGCCAUUCAGGUCGAGAUGGCUAAGCGGCGCAGCCGCAAGCCAACCGAUAAGAACCUUCCUGAUAACAUCGACGACUGUGCCGUCGGUGAUAUGGCGGUGAGAUAUCGAGAGCUUAGGGAUUUCGAGAGAAGACUCGAUGCAACUAUGACGAGAAAACGCCUCGAUAUUGUCGAUUCGGUAAAUCGAAGCGUCAAGCGCUGGAAGACGCUUCGGAUCUGGAUUACCAACACCGCAGAAGAUCAAGUCUGGCAAGGGAAUGGUCUUGUCGAUACCUUUGAUUUCAGUUCUAAUCUAGAGCCCACUUAUCGCAUUAAGAUUGAAGGACGAUUGUUGGAUGACGACGAUGAUCUCGACAAGGAUGAUGAUAGUGAAGAUAACACGGGUGAAUCCGACGACGCCGACCGCAUGGAGGAAGACACGAAACCGAAGGCGAAGUCUCCGAAAUAUAGGUUCUCUCAUUUCUUCAAGGCCUUGAGCGUAGAUUUUCCUAGCAAUCGGAAGGGCAUCGACCAGGUUGUCGAAUGGAAAAAGCCGGAGCGCGCUGGUCCUUCGUCGAGUCUUCCCGCUGCUGCCGAUUUCGACGAACUAACCUUCAAGCGUAGCGGAGACGAGAACCUUAAUAUUACGAUCAAUCUUUAUAGGCAUGAGGAGCCCGAGCGGUACGCGGUUAGCCAGGAGUUAGAAGACAUCGUUGACAUGUCAGAAGCUACACGACAGGAAAUAGUGAUGGGGAUUUGGGAAUACAUCAAGCUGAUGGGGCUGCAAGAGGACGAGGAGAAGCGCAAUUUCCGGUGUGAUGAUUUAUUAAGAAAAGCUUUUGGUAUCGAAACGGGGUCGAUUCCUAGGCUGCACGAAUACAUUACACCGCAUCUAAAACCUCUGCCACCGGUCAAGCUUCCCUACACCAUCCGACUGGACGAAGAGUUCCACAAAGACCCACAACCGACCGUCUACGAUGUUCGCGUCGCUGUAGAUGAUCCGUUACGCGAGAAGAUGUCUUCGUUCCUUAGCAACGCUGGUUACGCCAACAUGCUGAAGGAAGCUGCUUCCCUCGACGACCAGCUCGCUAUCAUAAUCCACGCGAUCCACGUGUCCAAGGCUAAGCAUGCCUUCCUAACGUCUCUUAGCGAGGACCCUGCUAUUUUCGUAAGGGACUGGCUGAGUUCGCAGAAGCGUGAUCUCGAUGUAAUUAUGGGAGAGUCGAUGAGAGGCACUGGUGAAGAUGCUACUGGAGACGAGUGGAGAAAGGGAGGCAAAGAUAGUAUCUGGUCUACCGUCAACGCUCGCGAAAGCGUCACGGUGAUGUUGUCCAAGCAGUCUGUCUUACCGCAGCGAUAG